Messenger RNA from Anarrhichthys ocellatus (wolf-eel), 777 nucleotides. RefSeq names its product collagen alpha-1(XIV) chain-like. The record is from RefSeq and is a predicted model, not a curated record. Gene Ontology annotation, cellular component: interstitial matrix. Gene Ontology annotation, molecular function: protein binding. The transcript has 5 exons. NCBI's taxonomy places the organism in Eukaryota, Metazoa, Chordata, Actinopteri, Perciformes, Anarhichadidae. The annotation marks the transcript as partial.
GUCUGGCUCUGACCUUCAUCCUGGAGACCAGCUUCAAACCCGAGGCCGGGUCCAGACCCGGCGUUCCCAAGAUAGGAAUCCUCAUCACCGACGGGAAGUCCCAGGAUGACGUCAUACCUCCUGCGCGGAGCCUGAGGGAGGCCGGGAUCGAACUGUUCGCCAUCGGUGUGAAAAAUGCUGAUGAGAACGAGCUGAAGGCGAUCGCGUCUCCUCCGGAGGAAACUCACGUGUACAACGUGGCGGACUUCAGCGUGAUGAGCGACAUCGUGGAGGGUCUCACCAAGACCGUGUGUGACCGAGUGGAGCAGCUCGACAAGCAGAUGAAAGUGGGAGGAGAACCAGCCCCCCCGCCCGGCUCCGUGGCGCCGCCCCGCGACCUGGUGACGUCUGACAUCACGGCACGCAGUUUCCGGGUGACGUGGACGCGCGCGCCGGGUCAGGUGGAGAAAUACCGCGUGGUCUACUACCCAGCCAGCGGAGGACAGCCGGAGGAGAAGGUGGUCCAGGGGACGGAGAGCAGCGUGGAGCUGAACUACCUCAACUCUCUGACGGAGUACCAGGUGGCCGUCUUCGCCGUCUACCGCACCUCGGCCAGCUCGGCCCUGAGAGGAAGCGCCACCACACUGGCUCUGCCGAUGGUGAACGACCUCGAGCUGUUCGACAUCUCUCACAGCACCAUGAGGGUCCGCUGGAAGAUGGCCGCCGGGGCUUCUGGGUACAUGAUCCUGUACGCUCCGCUGACGGGGGGAGAACCCGAGGACGAGAAGGAGGUGAGGA